CCCUACUGAACUUGAACUUGAAAAAGUGUCACCUAACGUUCUACGCGGCAACUCGAUUUUUUGGCAUUGUAGCCGGUCCGCGGGCGUCACGGUAACACGUUAACAGACCCGCUCCAAAGCCACAUCAUGUAUCCUCGAACUUAUCAGAAUCCUUGACUCGCACUAGCUCCUCAUUUGGCAUAAAGCUUCUUUUACACUAAUGGACAGUCGUCUAGAGGAGCUCAUAUACUCUACAGAAUCCCUCGCUAUUCUUCCGGAUAAAAAGCGGGUCAAAUGCUUGUACACCAUGCACGAAAUGCCAUAUAACUUUGAAAUCAUUUCUCAGUAUCUCACCUGUAACAAAUAUAGGCGCGCACAGGCUAACCGACUGAUUGAAGAUCACAGCGAAUACAUUGUGGAUGCUGGCGGGUUUGUGUCACAUUUUCGACAGAUUUAUCGAAUCUCUUUUGGCAGGAAUCGUUUGUUUUGUAAGUUGACUUGGCGAUAUAUCAACAGGGAUCCUGAUCAGUUGCUCCUACACUUUAAGGGCCGUCGAUUUCAACAGGCAUUGCUGAGAUACAAUAAGUGCAAGGAAUCAGGGGAGGAAUAUGUCCCGGUUUCAGGAAAGUUCAAGUGUGCUUCUUAUUUCAAGGAGAGCUGUACAUACCGUGAAUCGGAUUGCCCGGAUGAGGCGACAUCUGGCGCUGCAUCCACGCGGCAUAACGCAGAUGGCCCACCCCCGAAGAAAGUCAAACGGAAAUGAACACACCUCUUCCUUUACAUUGUACAGUUUGCUAAAGCCCCAUUCGCCUUGUGAUCCUUCUUUUCGAUCACUAUGUUACUUUAAAAAUAAAACUGUUGGAGGGUCCAA
Dicrocoelium dendriticum is the source of this 850-nucleotide messenger RNA. The record is from the annotation of a GenBank genome assembly. NCBI's taxonomy places the organism in Eukaryota, Metazoa, Platyhelminthes, Trematoda, Plagiorchiida, Dicrocoeliidae.